AUGGCGAAGAAGUAUUUGUUACUAGCAAUUACUCUGAUUAUUGCAGCCAAUUAUUGCUGUGCAGUAGCAAUGUAUGGCGGAACCACGCUUUUAAUGAGUUCUUCCCUCUCAGGAAAUCAGACCCUAGUUUCAAAAAAUGGCACGUUUGCAUUGGGAUAUUUCAAUCCAAGGGCAACGAAUAAUUGGUAUAUUGGCAUCUGGUAUACCCCAAUCCCUCAGAAGGCCAUUGUAUGGGUGGCUAACAGAGACAAUCCUGUCAGAAAUAUGCCCGGCGUUCUCAAAUUUUCGAGAGAAGGUCAGCUCACAUUGUUUGAUAGAAUGGGCUGUUCCGUUUGGUCGACUGAUAAUGGCCAGAAAGGAUCAGGGGCUGUGAUAACGGAUUCUGGUAAUUUCAUUGUGCUGGACGCCCACAACGAGUCUGCGAUUGUUUGGGAGAGUUUCGCGCAUCCGACAGAUACAUUGUUGCCUGACGCGAAGCUGUGGAAAGGAAUGACACUAACUUCCUGGAAGAGUUCUUCAGAUCCUGCAAGUGGGCUCUACUCUUUCCCAAUGGACACGUCUCCAGGAAAGACGGAGUUGAUGAUGUUGUUUAACAAUACCGUUCCAUACUGGUCCAGUGGAGAAUGUAUUGGACACAAUUAUUUUACUAAGGUUCCAGAAUUGGAAGGUCAGAAGAAAGUUCAAACGUCGUGUGUGAGGCUUUCUCCUUCAAGAAUAUACAUUAAUUUUAGCAUAAACCCGAUAGAUCAUAUGAUCAAGGGGCGGUUCGUGUUAAAUGAGAACGGCGAUUUUGAACUUUUCUUCUGGAUGGAUAAUGGUAGAUGGAGUCUGAGGGCUUCACACCCAAGCACGACUCUCAAAGUUGGUGGUCAACUGGGUGUGCUCGGGGAAAACCCCUUGCCUGAAAAAGGAGCUGUCUUAAUCAACAAUGAGCCAACACAGCAAGGCUGCCGGACAGCUUGUCUCCACAAUUGCUCCUGCACAGCCUUUGCUUUCGCUGAUUCUGAUCCACCCGUCUGA
Molecule: messenger RNA, 1020 nt
Organism: Cryptomeria japonica (Japanese cedar)
Lineage: Eukaryota; Viridiplantae; Streptophyta; Pinopsida; Cupressales; Cupressaceae
Product: S-locus-specific glycoprotein S6-like
Exons: 2
Coding region: 1-1020 (339 amino acids)
Source: RefSeq, a predicted model, not a curated record